AUGAAAGAGUGGCUUCUUUCUCUUUUGCUAGCGAUUUGCUUGUGGAGACACGUUUAUAGUGCGAAAAACAGCACCUUUUUGUCAACGACACCUGUACCUUCUUCAAGAAGCACAUUUGCUCCGUCGACGACACACGCUAAUGGAACAUCAACAACUGUAGCUCCGACCACUAUUCCUCAAUUUACGUGUACUCAAGGGAAUGCGUCUUGCGGUGAAUGUGUCAAAGAUAUAAAAUGUUUUUGGUGUAGUGCUGACCACUCUUGUAAAAAGUACCCGGCAAGCAAGAUAAUUCCCCGCGAUUGUAAAGGCAAUGACUGGUAUUGGAAGCAAUGCUUUGCUGCAGGUAACCUGUUUAUUUCAAAUUGAAGUUGUUCCACUAAAACUAUAACGGUGCGAUAUCGAUUAUAAAUGUGGUUUAACGGGAAAGUUUCUCAAGAAACAAGAGAUGAGACACUUUAUAAGGCACUUUAUAAUUUCCUUAAACAUUUCUCCUUCUCUGACUUACUGGCUUUUAUUCCCUAGUUAACCAGCUGCUAGUUGGCGCUUACCAAAUUUUAAAGAUGUUUGGCAUGUUACUAUUGCAUCCAUGAUGUCGGUGACAGAUGUCAAUCAUGGUGUGAUUAACAGUUAUUGAAUGAGAAUGAUGUGAAGCAUUAUGCAGAUCAAGGAAGAUGUUAUCCACCAGAGCCGAUGGGGCUGAGGUAGAUAACAUCCUCCGAGAAAAAGAAGAAAACAUGAGAGUAAAGAGUAAAAUAUUCUCUAUAUUCUAUUUUCUCGCUGAUCAUCAAUCUAGUUUCCUACCCAGUCCAGUGGGGCUUAAAUUGAGUGGCACACUAGCCUGUGAGCAAGCUCUUCAUUCCGGGUAGUCGCUAGAAGUCAUGCAAGAGCCGCACAAGAAAAGAGACGUGAGUGCUUGGGGCGGGAAAAGAAUUUCUUUCCCCUUUGCACAGCUCCACCGCUCAUUUGCACGUUCUCUUGCGGCUUGCUUUGCUAGCCAUAUUGGAGAGCUUGCUCGCAGGCUAGUGGCACACUGAGUUUUGUUCCUCACUUUGCUAGGGGUUAUGAGAUAGGUAUUUCUAGUCUAGCAGAUACUCCUUAAGAAGUAGAUUACAUACAUAGAGCAAUGUGUUUUGCAUAUUCUUGCAUUUCUCGCAUUCAAUUUCAGUCAAGAAUUGAGCUAUUUCAUCUUUUGGAUAGUUGUAAACACCAUUUUUUAGUUCACUACUGCCCCGGGGGGGGAGGGUACUCAAUAUAUCCCUGGGUGGGGAGGUGCGGCGCGGCCCCUCAUACCCUUGACCCUGUUUAAGACAAAUAUCGCUGAUUUUCCUACCCUGUUUAAGACAGAAUUCCGAUUUUUGAUACCCUGUUUAAGUCAACGGAAGUCAAUAUUGAUUAACAUUAGAGCUUGUUAAAAUUUUGCUGUUUAUCGUCCAAGAAAAGAUAUCCUGUUUAAGACAAAAAUUGAUAAAUUGAUACCCUGAUUAAGACAAAAAAUGAUAAAUUCGAUACCCUGUUUAAGACAAAAAUCCCGAAAAACUUACCCUGGCUGGCCGCACGUCCCCGUUAAGCCCUUAUGAGGGAGUACCCCCCCCCCCCCCCGCCCUUGGCCGCACGUCCCCGUUAAGCCCUUAUGAGGGAGUACCCCCCCCCCCCUGGACUACUGCUGAAGCAGCCUUUUUUCCAUUCAAAUAUACAAUCGAUAAACCUCAUUUACAAUGAAAUAUACCAUCCAGUUGUGGUAUAUUGCUUGCAUCCCCAAGUAUGGUAUGAAACGCCAGUUAUAUGACAAAUUAACCAAGGAAUUGGAGCCAAUCAGAAAUGGCAAAUUAUUUUGAAUGAGUAAUAUGGCAAAUAUAUCCGUGAUUGAUCUCGCAAACAGUGCUGCAGCAGUUUAACUGUUUUGAUAGUUCAUUCCUUUUGCAAAUUUUGUGGUCGCAAAACAUGGUUUAGAAAUGCAGGGCUUGAUUUGAUUGUCAGAGACUUCUGUAUUCAAAGAUGCCAGAUGCCAACAAAUUUCUGUUAGUUGUCAAACAAAUAGGGAAUUCAAUCAAUCAAAAUUAAAUCCAACCAUGAUGUUGAUGGAAUGCUUGCUCUAUCCAAAGGACCUUGUCUUGGUCCUGACACCUAUCCCUAUAGGAUCAAUUUAACCACCUACCACUCCCUAAGUCAACAUUAACACUUACGUCUCGCUUAGGGCAAAAUUGUGACUCACAUCAUUCACAUCAUGGGGAGGGUGGGUACAGUAAGCUCACAAAUGGACUGACAGCGGCUGCCAGUGGCGCCUUUGUAUGCUGACAUCCGAGCUUACUGUUCACAUGUUAAAAUGUAUUACAAGAGGGCACGCCUGUGGUCCUCUCAUCCACGACUCUUCUUCUUUCUCUCUCUCUUCUCUCUAACCUCUUCUUUCCUCACUUUUGUUGUCAUAGGUAGCAUCCUUAUCUACGUAAUUCCCAGUGUGUGUUUUGUUGUUCUGGUUAUUAUCGGGUGCGGUGUGUACUGUCUCUGCUGCCGAAAACGCAAACAGAAAAGCUAUGAAAGAGAAGACAGAAAAAUGCAGAGAAGACGCGAGGAAAUAAAGCAGCGACAUGCUGAGAGAAGGGCGGAGCGAAAGAUGAGAACGGAUGCAAUCAGACAGAAAUAUGGAUUGCUAGCUAAUGAGGAUGAUGCUGAAGUUGCUUGA
Molecule: messenger RNA, 2680 nt
Organism: Porites evermanni
Lineage: Eukaryota; Metazoa; Cnidaria; Anthozoa; Scleractinia; Poritidae
Source: the annotation of a GenBank genome assembly